CACUCAAGUUUUACCCCCUGCGUUUUGGAGCCACAAUGCAGGUGUGUGUGAGUGAUGAUUACGAGCUUGGCUACCAGCAGUCAGUGCCGUUUGGUGGUUUCUUCAGUUGCAAUGCUGGUAAUCCGCUUGGAGUCCCGAAAUCCGCAGUCAACGGCCAGGAUUCAAACCUGGCGUCGUUUGUCAGUCAGUCUGGUCCAUCUGGUUGGCCGAAGUCCUGUCCAACCGGUUACUCUCAACACCUUGGCGCCAUCGAGGAAGAUUGUGAGAUCAACUUUUGUGUCAAAGCGAACAUAUUCAACAACCAGGGAUUACCAAUCAUCAAAAGACCUCCCUACUCAAGUGCGCCUAAAAUUUUCAACUACUCUGUGCCUUUGCUUUUAGUUAACCACGACACUGGCCAGAUCUGGUUUAAACGUCCCGGCUCUCUUCAGUGGACUUUAGCAACUAAAAGCUCUGUUGCGGAGUUCGCAGCUGUAUCCAGCAUAGACGGACCUGGUAUAGUUGGCAUGAAUCUCGCCGAGACCAACACGCAAGACAAACAAAAGUCUUCCCAGGGCACCCCUGAUAAAAUGGGCGCUGGAACUGCGGCUGGUAUUACGUUUGGCGUUACGGCUUUUGUCGGAUUAGCUAUCGCUGCCAUGGUGAUCGGCUGGCGCCGGCACAAGAGCGUUCACAGGGACAGCAGUGGUUUGAUGGAGCCGCUGAAUUCGCGCAUUGGAUAUGGCACUACCAACGAUGAAAGCAGCCCACGAGUUUGAUUAUAAAACUUGCUGCUGAGCAGCAUGUUUCACUUUUAGCAAUCUGAUGAUGAUGACGACGACGACGACGAUGAUCAUGACGACGGCGACGGCGACGUCGACGAUGACGAUGAUGAUGAUAGCAAUAAUAAUAUAACAUCCACAGAAAGAUGUCUAGUGUAAGCAAGUGGGUCAGUUUGUAGCUGCAUGUGUCGCGGUCAUCUUGAGUUCACCCACCUGCUGGAGACAUUUUUAGACCGAAUUUCUAGAAUUCCUAGUACAUUAAAUUAACAUGGAUAAAGCAACUCAGAUCGUUUAGCGUAACUGUAAUUCCAGUCACCACAAUCAUGUUAAACUUUGAUACUCUUCGCCUUUUUAGGACGCGUGCAAUGAGAGCGCGCUCAAUAGAGAGUUAAGCAUGCGCACGUUGUAAUCUUUGAAAAACUAUCGCAUGAUACUAAUAGAAAUAAAAACAAAUUGUUGCUGUGUA
Molecule: messenger RNA, 1227 nt
Organism: Orbicella faveolata
Lineage: Eukaryota; Metazoa; Cnidaria; Anthozoa; Scleractinia; Merulinidae
Product: macrophage-expressed gene 1 protein-like
Biological process (GO): defense response to bacterium
Source: RefSeq, a predicted model, not a curated record